AUGAGGAAGCAGGAUCUGCGGACGGGCGGGGAGGCUGGCCAGGGCCACGGCGCCGGCUCCCCAGCCGAGCAGGUGAAAGCUCUCGUGGACCUGCUGGCAGGGAAGGGUAGUCAGGGACCGCCGGCCCCACUGACGCCCCCCAGGACGCCCGAACCCCCGCGGGGAACCCCUGGCAACGACUCCAGGACACAGAGGCACCGGCAGUUCCUGCUGGGCAGGGCGGGCAGCGGCCAGGAGCUGGGCGGCCCCCCGGCCCGGCUGAGCAGCCUCCUGCUGGCCGAGGGACUGACAGACCUGCAGCUGAGGGAGCAUGACUUCACGCAGGUGGAGGCCGCCCGCGGGGACUGGCGCUCCGGCCGCGCCAUCACGCUGGACAGGCUCUUCCUGCCCCUGACACGGGUGUCCAUCCCGCCCCGGAUCUCCAUCACCGUCGGCGUGGCCGGCGUGGGCAAGACCAGCCUGGUGAGGGGCUUCGUGGGCCUCUGGGCCCGGGGGCAGGUCGGCCAGGACUUCUCGCUGGUGCUGCCUCUGACCUUCCGGGACCUCAACGCCCACGAGCGGCUGUCCGCCGACAAGCUGGUCUGCUCCGCCUUCCCGCACAUAGGGGAGCCCGGGCUGGCCACGGCCGCCCUGGCCAGGGUCCUCCUGGUCCUGGACGGCUUGGACGAGUGCAAGACCCCCCUGGACUUCGCCAACACGGCAGCCUGCACGGACCCCAAGAAGGAGCUGCAGGUGGACCACCUGAUCACCAACAUCAUCCGGGGCAACCUCUUCCCGGAGGUCUCCAUCUGGGUCACCUCGCGCCCCGGCGCGGCCGGCCAGAUCCCGGGCGGCCUGGUGGACCGGCUGACGGAGAUCCGGGGCUUCAACCAGGAGGAGAUCAGGGUGUGUCUGGAGCAGAUGUUCCCCGAGGACCAGGCCCUCUCGGGCUGGGUCCUGGGCCAGACGCGGGCUGACCGGGCCCUGUACCUCAUGUGCACCGUCCCUGCCUUCUGCCGGCUGGCGGGGUCAGUGCUGGGCCACUGGCGUCGCAAGGGGCCGGGGCCCCAGGCCUCGGAGCUGUGGCCGCCCAGGACCCUGAGUGAGCUCUACGCCUGGUACCUGAGGAUGGCUCUGGGCGCCGAGGGGCAGGACAGGGGCCGCUCCAGCCCUCGCACCGAGCAGGUGGCACACAGUGGCCGCAAGCUGGUGGUGACGCUGGGCCGGCUGGCCUUCCACGGGCUGCUCAGGAGGAAGUUCGUGUUCUACGAGCCGGACCUGAAGGCCUUCGGCGUGGACCUCCCGCAGCUGCAGAGUGCGCUGGGCAGCCAGCUCCUGCAGCGGGAGGACACGCUGGGCCCGGCGGCCGCCUUCUUCUUCGCCCACCUGUCCCUGCAGGAGUUCAUGGCGGCUGCCUACUACUGCAGCGCGGCCCGGAAGGCCAUCUUCGACCUCUUCACCGAGGGCGGCGUGUCCUGGCCCCGGCUGGGCUUCCUCACACACUUCCGGAGCGCGGCCCAGCGGGCCAUGCAGGCCGAGGACGGGCGGCUGGACGUCUUCCUGCGCUUCCUGUCGGGCCUCCUGUCUCCGCGGGUCGGCACCCUGCUGACGGGCCUGCUGCUGGGCCCGGGCGAGCAAGGGGGCCAGCGGGCGCAGGUGGCCGAGCUCCUGCAGGGGUGCCUGCGGCCCGACGCGGCCGUCUGCGCCCGGGCGGUCAACGUGCUGCACUGCCUGCACGAGCUGCAGCACACGGAGCUGGCCCGCGGCGUGGCAGGCGCCCUGGACAGCGGGGACCUGGCGGGGCUGACCACAGCCCCACACCGUGCCGCCCUGGCCUACCUGAUGCAGGUGUCGGACACCUGCACCCAGGAGGCCGAUGUGCCCCUGCGCCUCAGCCCAGGCGUCCUCCAAAGCCUGCUGCCCCAGCUGCUGUACUGCCGGAGCCUGAGGCUGGACACCAACCAGUUCCAGGACCCGGUGAUGGAGCUGCUGGGCAGCGUGCUGAGCAGGAAGGACUGUCGGAUUCAGAGGAUCAGCCUGGCUGAGAACCAGAUCAGCAGCAAAGGCGCCAAAGCCCUGGCCAGAUCCCUGCUGGUCAACAGAAGCCUCGCCGCUCUGGACCUCCGCAGCAACAGCAUCGGGCCGCCAGGCGCCAAGGCGCUGGCCGACGCCCUGAAGAACAACCGCACCCUGACGUCUCUGAGCCUGCAGAAGAACAGCAUCGGGCCGGUGGGCACCCAGCGGAUGGCGGACGCCCUGAGGCAGAACCAGAGCCUGAGGGAGCUCAUGCUCUCCAGCAACAGUAUCGGCGAUGGCGGCGCCGAGGCCCUGGCCAAGGCCCUGAGGGUGAACCAGGGCCUGGAGAACCUGGACCUGCAAAGCAACUCCAUCAGCGACGCGGGGGUGGCGGCACUCAUGGGGGCCCUCUGUGCCAACCGGACCCUCCUCAGCCUCAACCUUCGAGAAAACUCCAUCAGCUCAGAGGGAGCCAAGGGUCUGGCCCGCGCGCUCUGCACCAACAGCACCCUGAGGAGCCUAGACCUGACGGCCAACCUCCUCCACGACCAGGGUGCCCAGGCCCUGGCGGUGGCCGUGAGAGAGAACCGCGCCCUCACGUCCCUCCACCUGCAGUGGAACUUCAUCCAGGCCGGCGCCGCCCAGGCCCUGGGCCAAGCACUGCAGCUCAACCGGAGCCUGACCAGCCUCGACCUCCAGGAGAACGCCCUGGGCAUGGACGGGGCCUUAUGCGUGGCCACCGCGCUGUCCGGAAACCACGGGCUCGAGCACAUCAAUCUCCAGGGAAACCACAUCGGGGAGUCUGGCGCCCGGAUGAUCUCAGAGGCCAUCAAGACCAACGCCCCCGCGUGCACGGUGGAGAUAUGAGCGCCCGGAGCUCCGAGCGUCACGGCCGCUUGCAGCCGCCUUCCUGCCGGGAACC
Messenger RNA from Condylura cristata (star-nosed mole), 2917 nucleotides. It is a transcript of the gene NLRC3, whose product is annotated as NLR family, CARD domain containing 3. The transcript is spliced from 13 exons. The record is from RefSeq and is a predicted model, not a curated record. Gene Ontology annotation, biological process: negative regulation of canonical NF-kappaB signal transduction. Gene Ontology annotation, molecular function: protein binding. Gene Ontology annotation, cellular component: cytosol. NCBI's taxonomy places the organism in Eukaryota, Metazoa, Chordata, Mammalia, Eulipotyphla, Talpidae. The coding region runs from base 1 to 2862 and encodes 953 amino acids.